Molecule: messenger RNA, 1555 nt
Organism: Bombyx mandarina (wild silkworm)
Lineage: Eukaryota; Metazoa; Arthropoda; Insecta; Lepidoptera; Bombycidae
Gene: Dhod
Product: dihydroorotate dehydrogenase 2
Biological process (GO): 'de novo' pyrimidine nucleobase biosynthetic process; pyrimidine ribonucleotide biosynthetic process
Cellular component (GO): cytoplasm; mitochondrial inner membrane
Molecular function (GO): dihydroorotate dehydrogenase activity
Source: RefSeq, a predicted model, not a curated record
ACUUUGAGGUUAUAUUUUUGUUUGUGCACAAAUACAGUUUCAACGUGAUAGUACAAAUAACAAAUUAAUUUGUCUGUUUACAACUACAAUGUCGCAGAAGAAAGACCCUUUGAAAAAAAUUAGAUCCCUUUGUUAUGUGACAAUUGGAGGAGCUAUCGCCUACCAGUAUAUUUAUUACAAGAAGGACUUUAACAGUUAUUACGAGAACGUCCUACAACCUCUCAGUCAGUAUCUGAGUCCUGAAGUCGCUCAUCGAAUCGGAGUAGCAGCGAUCAAACACGGACUAUUUCCAUCUGAUCAAAAUGAAGACCCAAAGAUUUUAAAAACAAGAUUGCUUGACUACGACCUAAGCAAUCCACUUGGCAUAGCCGCCGGGUUCGACAAGCACGGAGACGCGGUCGUGGGCCUGAUGAAACUGGGCUUCUCGAUCAUCGAAGUGGGUUCGGUCACGCCGCAGCCGCAGCCCGGGAAUCCCAAGCCGAGGGUCUUCCGACUCCCGGAGGACGGAGCCGUCAUCAACAGAUAUGGCUUCAACAGCAUAGGGCACGACGAAGUAUACAAAAAGCUGGAAGGAAUCGAGAAGGCCGUAAUGAAUCGGGCACUCCUCGGCGUGAAUCUGGGAAAGAAUAAGCUCUCCGAUGAUGCAGGGAAGGAUUAUGUGUCCGGCAUUGAAAAGUUCUCGGAUGUGGCUGAUUAUUUUGUUGUGAACGUUAGCAGCCCUAACACCCCCGGCCUGAGAUCAUUACAAAACAAGAACGAACUAGAAAACUUAUUGACCGAAAUAAACAGAGCUAGAAAACGGCGGAACUCGAACAAGCCGCUGCUCCUCAAACUGGCUCCGGACCUGAACGAGGACGAGCUAAAAGACGUGGUCAAUGUCAUUGGCAAACAGCACAGCAAGGUUGACGGCCUGAUCAUAUCGAACACGACCGUCGAGAGGCAGAGCCUCAAGAAUAAGGAGUUUGUGAACGAACCGGGCGGCCUGAGCGGGAAGCCGCUGACCAACAGAUCUACGGAGAUGAUCAGGGACGUGUACAGAUUAACUAAAGGUAAAGUUCCGAUAAUAGGAGUAGGGGGAGUGUUCACGGGGCGUGACGCGUAUGAGAAGAUCCUGGCGGGCGCCGGCGCCGUGCAAGUGUACACCGCGCUCAUCUACCACGGACCCCCGGUCGUGAGGAGGAUAAAGGACGAACUGGCCGAGCUACUAGAGAGGGACGGAUAUACUUCCGUCAAUGACGCCGUCGGUAAAGGAGUUAAAUAGAAAUGCCAAAUCUAUAGCAUGAUCACUAUAUUAAUAUAUUUGAAUUGAACCUGACAAUAAAAAUAAAUAAUAAAUAUUUUUAGAUGUAUUUUGACUAUUGUUGAUCCAUUUGAUCGUUAUUAAGUGAAAACAGGCGCAAUGAACUCCGGUGACCACUUAACAUCGGAUGGGUCGCGUCUCCACGUGUACAGAUAGUGAAGGCAGCAAAAAAAUUUAAUAUUAAAAAAAUAUAUAUUAUAUUGUUCUAACAACGACUCCAUUUCUAAUAUAGUUCUUCAUUUUUAAAUGAUAUAA